GGGGGAGCCCGGGCGCCCGCGGCGGCGCUGCCGUCCGCCGCCGCCGCGCUCGCCGGGGCCGCGCUGCUGCUGAGGCGGAGGGCGCCUUGGGGGCCCGGACAAGGCGCCCGCACGGGUGGUGCUCUUGGUGCGGGCCGCCAGGGGCGGCGCGGAGGACGAGUCCGACGACGAGGCUCCGCCAGCGGCGAAGCGGUCGGUGCCCUCGCUGGCGCCCCUGGCGCCAGCGGCCGGGGCGGAGCCGGUGAAGUGGAACGGCCGAGAGGUGACGAAGCCCCUGGGGCUGAUGACAGACAUUCCGAAGGUGCCCGUCGGGAAGCCCUACUCGAAGGAGUUGCGCCUGCUCAAGCACGUGUUCGAGACCGCCACCAAGGGCGACCCUGUGUCCGUGUGCAACGCCAUAGAAUCGUACGGUACAGAUACGCUGGGACCCACCAGCCAGUGGCUCAAGAUCGCGGGGGACGUGAAGACUCUUGUCCUCACUAAUGCGGUGGGGGCGGCCCACCCGAGGGGAGCAAUCUUGGAAGUUGGCUGCUACUGCGGCUAUUCUUCCUCGCGCAUGGCUGCGGCGGCCCCCAAAGGCCACAUCUGCACGCUGGAGGUGGACCCCGUGCACGUCAUCGUAGCUAGAAACGUCCACCUGUUCGGUGGCAUCAGCGACCGCGUCGACGUCUGGACCGGCCACAGCAAGGACCUCGUCGCGCGGAUAGAGGGGCGCUACGGCGGCCCUGGCAUGUUCAAGGUCGGCGCCGUCUUCUUCGACCAGAAAGGAUCUCGUUACGACGAGGACCUUGUGAAUUUGGAGAAGCAGGGGAUGAUGCUCCCAGGGGCCUUGGUGGUCGCAGACAAUGUGCUGAAGCCGGGCGCGCCCAUCUGGUGCUGGCGCCUUUUCAAGGGCGUCAAUUACUUUAGCCAGAUUGUCAGCAUGAACGAGUUCGCAAUGCCCUCGGAGGAUUGGAUGACUCUCUGCAUUCGCCGCACCGAGAUGCCCCCCGUGCAGAGGCAGGAGUGGCCCAGGAAGCCCCUCACCGAGGAAGACCUGGCGAACAUGGGUGACGAGACCAACCCGUUGAAGCAGAGGUUGCCGAUGGAGGGCUUGCCCGUGCCCACCCAGGAGAUGAAGACCAUGAACUGGGAGUGCGACAGGGUCCGAGAGAGGGCAUUCUCGGCUGUGCGCAGCGUGACGUUCCAGGAGUGGUCGGAGUUCGCCGCCGACCUGAAGAAGAAGAUGGCCGAUCAUGACAUCGUGGUGACUGUGGACGCGACGACCGCCACUGGGUAAGGCUCUUGCUGUAGGCGAAGCUGCAGGGAAGGCAACUGAGCUGGCAUGGUUGGCGUUGAAUCAUC
This is a messenger RNA of Prorocentrum cordatum, 1344 nucleotides long. NCBI's taxonomy places the organism in Eukaryota, Dinophyceae, Prorocentrales, Prorocentraceae. The record is from the annotation of a GenBank genome assembly.